This is a messenger RNA of Geosmithia morbida, 1722 nucleotides long. Its product is annotated as NADPH-ferrihemoprotein reductase. Bases 1 to 1722 code for a protein of 573 amino acids. The record is from RefSeq and is a predicted model, not a curated record. Gene Ontology annotation, cellular component: cytosol. NCBI's taxonomy places the organism in Eukaryota, Fungi, Ascomycota, Sordariomycetes, Hypocreales, Bionectriaceae. Gene Ontology annotation, molecular function: oxidoreductase activity; flavin adenine dinucleotide binding; FMN binding. The transcript is spliced from 3 exons.
AUGAAGGUGCGACGCCGCCAGGGCCGCACGCUCAACCUCGGCAUCCCCGGUGGCGGUGUUUCGGCUCGGGAAGGCCUCGGCCGUGUAUCAGCCUCGGAGAUGAAGGUGGACGGCCAUGCAGGAGAUGAAGCAGACACGACAUUCCGCAAGACACUCAAGGCUGUUUCUGUCCUUGUAGGAAGAAACCAGGAAACUUGCGAGUCUCUCGUCUCGGAUUUCUCCUCCCUCGCUCCCCGCUCCGGCCUCGGGGUCGCCCAGGUGAAGGAGAUGGACUCGGCCGUCGACUCCCUGUCGACGGAGAUGCCCACUCUCAUCAUCACACCACCGUACGAAGGCCGCCCCACAGACAACGCCAAGAAGUUUGUCGCGUGGGUCGAAGGGAUGGCAGCACAGGGGAAGAAGCUACCUGAAGGUGUCGAGUUCGCCGUCUUUGGUGCGGUAAACAGUGACUGGGCUCACACGUUUCACCGCAUCCCCAAGCUGAGCCAGAGCCUGUGUGUCACGAUUUCCGGUGAGAGCAGUGCGAUUGGCAAGAUUGGGCGCGAGGAGCGUGCUGGUGUCGACGUUGUCAUCGAGAAUGCCAACUCUGUCAAGGUCACAUCUCAGCAAGGACCCGGUGGUGAGCCCAUCCUUCUCGCGACUGUCGUGGCCCAUCGUGAGCUGGCUGCUGCUUCUUCGUUCGGAGCUUCGAAACGUCAUAUUGACCUCCGCCUUCCCCUCGGCACCACAUAUCGAUCUGGCGGCUGCGUCGUUGUGCGGGGCGAGAACUCGGCUGCGAUCGUCUCUCAUGUCAUGAAGCGAUUCAACCUUGGGCCCGAGGACGUCAUGAAGGUUCCAUCCAGCACCAAGACCUUCCUCCCUUCUCAGCCCAUGGCGAUUACCGAGUUCCUCAAGAGGAACGUUGAGCUGGCUACGCCCAUCACAAAGAAGCAGCUGAGCAUCCUCGCCUCGUGGGCAGACCGUGACCGCAAGGAGAGCUACCGUCUCGGGUUGAUGCAGGAGGACUACAUCUACCAACAGCUCUUGGAUAGGAGGUACUCGCUUCUAGAUGUUCUCGAGGACGUCCCCCGUCUAAAGGUGCCCUUCGGCGUGUACAUAAACCUUCUCGUCCCCCUAGCGCCCCGUACAUACUCCAUCUCCUCAUCGCCCAUGGACCCCCACAGCCUGGAGGGCUCGGGCGUUGUUGGCCCUGCCGUCUCUCUGACAUUCGACCUCCUGGAGAGCCCCGCAAUGAGCGGCCACGGGACCUUCCAGGGAGUUGCGAGCUCGUACCUUGCCAGCCGCAGCACGGGCGACCGUGUUUUCUGCCAGGUGUGCAGGGCCAACCGUGCAUCUGCCAAGACUACGGGGAAUGUCGAGCUGGGCCCCGCUCUACUCUUCUUCGGCUGCCGCAACCCUGCGGAUGACUACCUCUACCGGGAGGAGUUUGAGGCGUGGGAGAAGGACGGUAUCGUCGAGGUCAUCGCGUGCUUCUCUCGGCCUGCUGACGGUCGAAAGGGGGAGUACGUUCAGUCGCGACUGUGGGAGGCGCGAGAUCGUGUCUGGUCAUCGUUACAGGAGGGCGCAAGGGUCUAUAUCUGUGGCAGUGCGGCUAGGCUGGGCAUGAGCUCUACCGAGACUUUCAGGAAGAUUUGCAGAGAGAAGACGGGCAAGACUGAGGUGGAGACGCUUGAAUGGUUGGAGAAGAUCAAAGACAUUCAGUACAUCAGUGAUGUCUACUAA